GCCAGGCGGGGAGUCGGAGCCCGUUUCAGCGCAGCCCAGCAUCAGCGCCUCGGACCGGGAGAGAAAUGCGAAGGGCUGUAAGAUGGCAGAGCUACAGAUGCUACUAGAGGAGGAGAUCCCCGCCGGGAAGCGCGCGCUGGUGGAGAGCUACCAGAACCUGUCCCGGGUGGCGGAGUACUGCGAGAACAAUUAUGUCCAGGCUCAAGACAAGAAGAAGGCCCUGGAGGAGACCAAGGCCUACACCACCCAGUCCCUGGCCAGCGUGGCCUACCAGAUCAACGCCUUAGCCAACAACGUGCUGCAGCUGCUGGACAUCCAGGCCUCGCAGCUGCGCCGCAUGGAGUCCUCCAUCAACCACAUCUCCCAGACGGUGGACAUUCACAAGGAGAAGGUGGCGCGUCGGGAAAUCGGCAUCCUCACCACCAAUAAGAACACGUCCCGCACCCACAAGAUCAUCGCCCCCGGCAACAUGGAGCGGCCGGUGCGCUACAUCCGGAAGCCCAUCGACUACACGCUGCUGGACGACGUGGGCCACGGCGUCAAGUGGCUUAAGGCCAAGCAACAUGGAAACAAUGCGGCGGGACGAGGAGGAACCCUUUCCAGGACCAACCCCCCCACCCAGAAGCCGCCGAGCCCCCCCAUGGCCGGACGCGGCACUCUGGGGCGGAACACCCCCUACAAGACCCUGGAGCCCGUCAAGCCGCCGGUGGUGCCGAACGACUACAUGACCAGCCCGGCUCGCCUCGGCAACCAGCACAGCCCCGCCCGCACUGCCUCGCUCAACCAGAGGCCCAGGACACACAGCGGCAGCAGCGGGGGCAGCGGCGGCAGGGAGAACAGCGGCGGCAGCGGAGUGGGCGUGCCCCUGGCCGUUCCCACCCCCUCUCCUCCCAGCAUGGGGCAAGUGCCGGCGGCGGCCUCCGUCCCUCAGGGCCCCGGCCUGGGCCCCGUCCCCAUGUCCCAGUUCGGCACCAUCUCCCGCCAGAUCUCCCGCCACAGCUCCUCCACCAGCUCCUCGGCCUCCAUGGUGUCGGCCACCGGCACCUACCGCCGGGCGCCGUCCGUCUCCUCCCAGCAGCCCCACCUGAACGGGGGCCCGGCGUUCCCGCAGAACGCAGUGUCUGUGGCUCCGCCCCCUCCUCCUCCCGUGGUCCAGCUGACGCCGCAGAUCCCUCUGACCGGCUUUGUGGCCAGAAUGCAGGAGAGCAUAACAGACAGCCCCGCCCCGCCUCCUCCGCCCCCGCCGGAGGACAUCGGCGUGUUCGAGGAGCCCGCCCCGCCUCCGCCUCCUCCGCCCGUGGACUACGAAGAAGAGGAGGCGGCCGUGGUUCACUACAGCGACCCCUACGCCGACGGAGACCCCCACUGGGCCCCCAAGGCCUACCUGGAGAAAGUGGUGGCCAUCUACGACUACACCAAGGACAAGGAGGACGAGCUGUCCUUCAUGGAGGGCGCCAUCAUCUACAUCAUCAAGAAGAACGACGACGGCUGGUUCGAAGGCGUCUGCAACGGCGUCACCGGACUCUUCCCCGGAAACUACGUGGAGUCCAUCAUGCACUACGCCGACUAGAGAAGCCGGCGGGAGCAGAGCAGAGGAGGCGGUGCGGUUUAGAGCAGACGGAGCGUGGCGGGAGCUGCAGUACCGGCUCCGCCCUCUGGGAGGAAGCCCCCUGCUGGGCUCCGUCGCUGUUGAUUUCCUGAACUUGAGGCUUUUGGUCUGCUCCAAACUGCAGAAGUGAGGCACAAUGGAGGGUUGUUAGUUUACACUGGGACAAAGGGAGGAGUCGCCGGCCUUUUUCUUCUUCUUCUCACAGCUUGAAACCAUCAGAUCGUUGCCUGUGAAGAAAUUAGACACAAUCAGACUGUUUGGGAGAUGAGGAGUAAACACGGUGUGGUGGUAAUCUGUGGACUGGGAACCAAAACUGAGAGGAUGCAGUAGGUCGAGACGGUGAAACGUCACAUUUCCACUCAGCAGAUGAGGCAGCGCAGCGCUCUUACUUUGAAGCUCCUGCCCGUUUCUUUGCACUGCAGACCGUCAGAGAAACUCUUCCCUCCUCCUGAAUCAAACCUUUGACCUUUUUAAAAAAAGACCCAAGAGCAAAAACAUCAGCAGGUGCAUCGGGACGCCGAUCAGGAGGAGGGAAAAGGCAGCUCGGCACAGGCUGAAACCAGUGUAGACAAUGCAUUACACACACACACACACACACACACACACACACACACACACACACACACACACACACACAUAGAAGAAGACAGCAGUGUCUGGUGGAGGCUCUCUCUGCUCUCUCGUUGUAAAUACAGUGUCGUGUGAGAAGCUGCAGUGCCGUACAUCGUCAGUGUUUCACCAGUGUUUCCAUCGGUCCGUGGGCCGCCGACCAGACUGGAUGUUUCUUUUCGUUUUAACUUGAAUAUUCGUUUUAUUCGUGACUCGCGGUGCCAUUGAGCGACACCGAGGCGGCGGCUGUUCGAGCAGUUACUCUUCACCUCAUGGUCGCUGUAGCAGAGCUCCCGGGUGUGUGUGUGCUGCUGUCCAGCGGCGGCAGCAGAGCUCCCGGGUGUGUGUGUGCUGCUGUCCAGCGGCGGCAGCAGAGCUCCCAGGUGUGUGUGCUGCUUCCAGCACAGGAAGGACUUGACUGCCGUGUUCUCGUGUGGUCGAUUUUAGUUCUCGACGACUGUGAGGAUUUUGAUUUCCGUGGCGGCGGCCGAAGAGCUAACCCGUCUCGCCCGUCUCGCCCGCGGGCUCGUGCACUGGGCUCGUGCACUGGGCUCGUGCACUGGGCUCGUGCACUGGGCGCUGCCGCAGUGCUUCACACUGGUGCUCAAUAACCAUGGAACGACCUCAGAGUGCGAGGCGGCUCGCCGCAGAGAGGCAGCCUUCCUGUUUCUGCUGCCGCUCUGAUUGUACCCCGGUCCGGGAGGGGAAUGUCGGCGACGCCGCAGUAAUGUAAUCCCGCUUUAAUCUGGCCCUUCACUCAGAGUCGGACUUGACGUGACUGGAACCCGGUUCCUGCUGCGGUCUGAUUGUACUCCGGUCCGGGUCGUGAAUGUCGGCGACGCGGCAGUAAUGUAAUCCCGCUGGACUCGGUUGGACUUGACGUGACUGGAACCCGGUUCCUGCUGCGGCCCGAGACGCUCCUCUGAUUGGCUGCUCUUACAAAGCGUCUCUUCAGACCAACGCCUCUCAGAAUCCAUGUUUGUGGCCGUCGUAAAGAAUCCAGUGAUCAUGUGUCCCGGAGGCGGUCCAGAGGGGACGGGUGUCUCUGGACCGACUGGAGGACUGGCUCGGUGCGGUCAGGGUUCAUCAGCCUCGGUGCGUGACGGCCGGCGUCACAGCAGUGAAUGAGUUUUCAUUUCAUCACAUCUUCGAUUGUAUUUUUUCCAUCAUUUUUUUGUGAGGAAACGACUUUUUCUACCUAACAUAUUUCUAGCUCUGCAUUCAGACUUCUUUUUAUGUCAGGACUGCUGUGGAAGGUUUGCUAGCAGUUUGUAAUGUAAUUUAUUUAUACUUUUUCAUAGAGGAA
Messenger RNA from Salarias fasciatus (jewelled blenny), 3524 nucleotides. RefSeq names its product abl interactor 1-like. The transcript is spliced from 11 exons. The coding region runs from base 83 to 1570 and encodes 495 amino acids. Gene Ontology annotation, molecular function: SH3 domain binding; signaling adaptor activity. Gene Ontology annotation, cellular component: SCAR complex; lamellipodium; actin-based cell projection. Lineage: Eukaryota; Metazoa; Chordata; Actinopteri; Blenniiformes; Blenniidae. Gene Ontology annotation, biological process: neuron migration. The record is from RefSeq and is a predicted model, not a curated record.